GCCGAGGAGAGCGGCGGCCCCUGCGGUGGUAGAGCGGCGAGCGAGGCGGGGAUGGCGGCGCGGCUCGCUGCGCGCGGGGGGCCGGGGGCUGCCGGCCGGCGCCCAUGGCUGCUGCUCGCGCCGCUGCUGCUGGCUCCGCUGCUGGCGCGGCCCGCCGACGCCCUGGUGGAGGGGCUGUACUGUGGCACGCGCGACUGCUAUGAGGUGCUGGGCGUGAGCCGCUCGGCCAGCAAGGCGGAGAUCGCGCGGGCCUACCGCCAGCUGGCCCGGCGCUACCACCCCGACCGCUACCGGCCCGAGCCGGGCGACGGUCCCGGGGGCGCGCCGCCGAGCGCCGAAGCUUUCCUCCUGGUGGCUACCGCCUACGAGACGCUCAAGGAUGAAGAGACACGGAAAGAUUAUGACUACAUGCUGGAUCACCCAGAAGAAUACUAUAGCCAUUACUAUCACUACUACAGCAGGCGCCUAGCCCCGAAAGUGGAUGUGAGGGUGGUGAUUUUGGUCAGUGUGUGUGCCAUUUCAAUGUUUCAGUAUUUCAGCUGGUGGAAUAGCUACAAUAAAGCAAUCAGCUACCUUGCCACAGUGCCCAAAUACCGCAUCCAGGCAACAGAGAUCGCCAAGGAGCAAGGACUGCUCAAAAAAGCCAAAGAGAAAGGGAAAAAUAAGAAAUCCAAAGAAGAAAUCCGUGAUGAGGAGGAGAACAUAAUAAAGAACAUUAUAAAAAGUAAGAUAGACAUAAAGGGGGGCUACCAGAAACCCCAAGUGCGUGACCUCCUCCUGUUUCAAGCCCUCCUCGCCCCUUUUCACCUGUGCUCAUACAUAGCUUGGUACUGCCGGUGGGUCUAUAACUUUAACAUCAAAGGCAAAGAAUACGGGGAGGAGGAGAGACUCUACCUCAUUCGCAAGUCUAUGAAGAUGUCCCAGUCUCAGUUUGACAGCCUGGAGGACCAUCAGAAAGAAACGUUUCUUAAGCGGGAGCUUUGGAUAAAGGAGAAUUACGAGGUCUACAAGCAGGAACAAGAGGAAGAAUUAAAGAAAAAAUUGGCAAAUGACCCUCGGUGGAAGCGAUACCGGAGAUGGAUGAAGAAUGAAGGGCCUGGACGGUUGACAUUUGUGGAUGAUUAAAGAUUAAUGGAAUGCUGCUAUGUCCAACUUGAAUUGUGAUAUUGUUUUCAUAGCAGUUAUUUGAGAUUUGUCUGCUGCUCUCAGCAGUAAAGUUCGAGAGAUAUGAUUAAACAGAAUAAUGUAGAAAUUUCAAUUUCCCAUAAAACUUUCUACAGAAGACAUUUAUGAUGGUUCAAUUUUUAUAAUCUAUUUGUGAAUUUUGUUAAAAAAGAUUUGACAUGGGGAUUUAUUAGUUGCCACUUAAAAUUUUUAUAUGUUUAGUUAAAUUUGACAUGAAAUUUAUUAGAUAACAUUUAAAACUUCUGUGUGAAGUGUUUCUUCUUCAAGAGUGUUUCCUUAUGUUUUCAUAAUGCUACAUUUUUCUUCUUUCUUGGCCUCUGUUUUUAACAGAACAGCAACAAAAGCUACAACAGCACUUGAUCAUAUUAUUGUGUCUUUCUGGACACGCAUUUCUUCAGGAAAUCAUUCAGUGUCACGUUGUCCUUACUGUAGUCUUUACAGGUUUGAGUAUGUUCAAAGUAAUCUCUAGGAGAGUCUCGUAGAAUCUCUGCAAUUCCCUCCCAGUAAUUCUACUCUUGAUAAGAUCAGAAACUCUCCAAGAGAGUGGGUCACCGUCAUGUCCUUGUGGGAUGUGCCUGAUUACAGUCUCAUUAUAGGACUGUCUUCUCAAACAUUUCUGCAGAGGGGGCCUUGUGAAAAGGUCUUUUGUACUACCCUGCCGUCUUGCUGCUUGUUUCCUUCUUCCCUCCCUCCCUCUCUCCCUUCCUUCCUUCCCUCCUCCCUUCCUUCCCUCCUUCCUUCCUUUCUUCCUUCCUUCCUUCCUUCCCUUCCUUAAUUAUGAAUUACUUGUAUGGUGAAAAUGUAAUGUCCAUGAGGUCAUUUACAUGCGUUUAAACUAGAACGAAGAUAAGCAUGGCUAUGUGCCAUUCUCUCAACCGCUUGAGUAUAAAUGUUUUUUUUUUUAUAGAUAUAGAAGUGAAAGUAAAUGACAGAAUUGACUGAAUCAAACCUGAUACUAUAUCAAAGUAUCACAUAUGCUCAUAUGCAGUACUCCUGUUAAAGGUUUACCCCACUGCGUCAUAUUAAUAAAAUGGUUGUGAUAUAUCA
Phodopus roborovskii (desert hamster) is the source of this 2232-nucleotide messenger RNA. It is a transcript of the gene Dnajc25, whose product is annotated as DnaJ heat shock protein family (Hsp40) member C25. Lineage: Eukaryota; Metazoa; Chordata; Mammalia; Rodentia; Cricetidae. Bases 52 to 1125 code for a protein of 357 amino acids. The transcript has 4 exons. Gene Ontology annotation, biological process: protein folding. The record is from RefSeq and is a predicted model, not a curated record. Gene Ontology annotation, cellular component: endoplasmic reticulum membrane.